AGCUGACAUUCCGACAGAUAGUGCAACAAGAACGACUUAUUUGUCAGAAAAUUCCGUUUCUUCCCAAGAACAAAUAAUGAUGUUUGAACUUGUUCUGUAUUAAGAAGUUGAACUUCCUCCUCGAUCUUCAUCUAGGGAGGUUCAUCUUCAUUUACUUAAUAUCCUCUUCUAAAAGAUGAGUUCCAUUGGUAACCCGUACGCGGCGUACGGGACAAGUGAUCCCGAUGCGCCGGAUUAUAACCCGUACCUUGUGGAGGAAAAUCCUUAUGCGGCCGGCGGCUCUUUGGCGGGAGAGGGGCUCCUCGCAGAUCAUGGCAGUGGAGGAGCAAUGGCCUUGGUCCAAGACCUCAUAGGUUAAGGGUAAUGAUGGUUCAGUCUCACAGAGUAUACUGCAUUCUCGCAGAGUACUUAAAUAGUUCAGUCUCACCGUCACCGAGUUAGCAUCUGUCCUCGUUUAUUCCGGUUAGAAAUGUAAAAAACCUCCUGCAACACAAAACCCUCCGCCUUUUCACCCUUUUGGUUGGACUUAUUCCCCGAAUGGGUAAACUACUUACUACGACUGCUAGGAUCGGAAGAGGCCGCGAACCCAAACUCAGAAUCUGAAGGUAAUGUUUGUUUGGAGAAAUGUAACAUGAUACUUUGGCAUUCCUCGGCCCAUCUCAUUAUUGUGAACUCUAAAUAGGGGGCCGGGAACCACCAGCACCUCCAGUAGUCGUGCACCACGAAGGCGAGAUGGGGGAUCCUGUUGAUGCUGGUUCUGACAAUGUCUUAGAGGCAAUCUUGCCAUUGGAGGAUGAUAGUGGAGCAGUUAUGAAGAAUUUUGAGUCGAUGUCUUUCACUCUCUUGUAGACCUAAACUACACAAGAUAAAGCUGAAAGUCAACCUGUAUUGUUGGUAAAUUGAAUUUCUACUCGCCAGAAAUUAUACAUCACAUCCGUUUUAACUGGGUAUAGCAUCGUUAUCAUAUGUAACACUCACUGUGACAAACAAGAAGGUGAGUUGCUUAUUCAGCUCGCCACCUUGACGUAAGUAUUUGGGAAGGUGGUUCGUGUAGCCCAUCUUCGCCAUCUCUUCUAAACACAGCAACCUCCGGGGAGGAGGGAGUGCUGAAGGAGGAGUGGAUGCUAGUAGUUAUAACUCGCCACCCCCUGCUGCUUCUGGGAGCUACACUCCACCUCCAGCGCCAGCGUCGGGAACCAAGUCGCAACCGAACAAGGCCCCACAGGCGAUUAGCAUUCCUUUUACUGAUCGAGAGGGAGGAAAAAAGCCAAUCUUGAAAAUUAUGUUGAUUUCAUUUUGCUUGUUGAUGCAUAAUUCUUUUCGGUGAUAUACAAAAAAACUCAAUGAAUAUGAAUAUAUCUUCCUGUCAGUCACCUGAUAUCUUGUCACAUAGAUGAGAUGCAGAUGUCCUCGAUUCAGGUUUUGUCUAAGUUUCGGCCUUUUCUCAAACGGGGUGCGCGGAACCCUGUUUCUACUGAGAAGGAUUUUUUAGAGAAAAUCGAUGCAAAAAAGGACGCCAAUGGAGAUGACGUUGAGGAACCAGUGCCAAAGAACAAGACGCCAGGGCGCAAGCGACCUUCAUCGGUUUUUUCGGCUGCAGAUAGAGGACAAAUUAUGAACCUAGGAAAACGAAAAUCUAGAACAUUUAUUUUAUCAUCCGCUGAUCAUGUUGUAAUAAUGAUCAUUACCGAUACCGAGGGCGAGGAAACGUUCAUGUUUGUACAUUUGAUUGUUAGUUAUAUUUUAUUAUAUCAUGUCUUGUCUCUUUCAUAACCAAGGAGCACGGAAGUGUCGGUAGCGGUACAGAGGCCGCGGGCCAUCUGGAUGGAGCUGGGGGUGGCGGCGGAGUCUCCACGAAGGACAGCACUAGCGACCAAGACGUACCAGUAAGAGCAACCAAGUCUGCUUCAGGUGGAGGACGGCCACCCGCUCCUCGGGAAACCGCGAAGACAAUCGCAUCUCGCAAGUUCUACGCCGAACGUUACGGAAGUAACGCUGGUGGAGGCAGUAGUCAAGCCAAUCGGACAUCCGCUUCCGCAUCAUCGGGAGGUGGCGGCCUAUCCGCAUCGUCGGGUGGCAACGUCCUAGGCGCGAGCUCCGGAGGGUUGCACUUAGCCGACACACCAGAUGGAAACGUGUUGCGCGAAGAGAAUCGGUAUUCGAGUGUACGGGUACAGAGGGAUGCAGGAAUGGACGACCUUGAUGUGGUCGACAUGGACGAGAACGAGGCGCCAGUUUCUGCCUUCGUCAAAAAACAUUUCUACGCAUCUGCGGGUGGCCAGCAUGCAACGACCGUCGAGAAGCACAGCCCGGAUCUCGACCACCUGUCGGGAACUGCCGUAAUGAACAAGCUGGGUGCUGCUGGAAUCAACUACGUACAUGCGAAUCUCAACGCUGACGGGAACAAAGACCCAGAGGUGGAGCAGCAGGACGCCGUGGUAAAGGAAGAGCUAAAUCGAAAAUUGAAAUUACUUGACGCCCAGAUCGACCGGUUCAAGAGGGAAAAUGAGCAGUGCAAAAAGCUUCGUCUGGAGCGUGAAGCACUGAUGCGCAGUACAGAAGCCGAACGGAAAAAACUGAAGGAGGAAGUCGAAAGGGAGCGUGCAGCGAUGAUCGCAGAAAUAGAUGACGAAAGGGAGAAAUUGCGGAAAGAGCGCUCACGCAUACACGGAGAGCGAGAAAAGCAUCGAAAACAGGUGGUAUGGCGUUUUGUAUACUAGAAGUGAAGUAGUGAUUGGUGACAUGAUUAUGUUCAGGAUGAGAGAGAAGUUGAGCAACUAGUUCAAUUACAAUUUGAUUCAUAUUCAUCGUAGCUUGCAGGUGGUCAAAAGUAGGUUACUAUCGUGUUUCACGACUGACAGUGACAGUAAUUGUCCUUGUUAGAAGAAAUGUGAUCAUUGUGAAUGCUCUGCUCCUCUUCAUAUCCGGCGGAAACGAAAGCGGAGCUGAGUUCUGCCGAGCAGUUGAGUAAGCAGCUAAAAGAAGUGAAGGACGAGACGCAGCAGAAGGAAGCUCGCUAUCGGCGGACUAUUGAGCGACUACAGCGGCAAAACGAGGAACUGCUGAAAAAAAACAACGAAUUAACGGAGGAUUUGGCGUGGAUGAAUAAGCAGGUGGAAAAAAUGUCACAACAGGGAACAAAUGCCGCUGGGGGUGCGGGAUCGGGCACGAUCUCUGGAGCUAGUCACCAGCGCAAUGCUGCUGCUCAAGAUCACUACGAUGGGAAAGAUGCGGGCGGACAUUCGGUGGAGUCGAAUUUGUCGCGUAGCAGACCAGGCACCUCGCAGGGAGGCCAACACACAACGUCUCCAGGAAUGUCAGCUUCGAUUGCGGCAAACAACAAGACAGCAUCGAUUACAACUUCUACGGCGGAGACGAUCCCAGCAGCGUCUCCCGCAGCGAGCCACCUGAACCAGACGUCCUCAACACAGGUGCAACAGCAUUUGGUGACAAGCACGUCAACCCCAACCAAUCAACAUGUUGUAACUAGUACAGCAGGAGGAGGAGCAACUUCAGGAGCGUCGACUGCAGCCGGUCCGGCUGGAACGACCUACACUGGUGGAUCGGUGCUGCUCCACCAGCACACUCCGACUUUGUCUAACGCGGCUUCUCAGUCGCAGUUGCUAGACCAGACAGGUGGCGCUCGUGCGCUUUCCGCGAGUUCUGCCAUUCGACCGCUCUCCUUCACGAGCCUCAGUCUGUCAGGCACCCGUCCGCUCGUCGGGACUAGUGGCACACCACAACAGCAGCACCAAACAACGACUAUUGGUGGGCACCAUACGGUACAUAAUUUGACUGCAUCGAGUGGCGCAGGAGUCUUGUCCGGUUCUGUGUUUGGAACAACAACCAGCUCUGGGUCCACCGCUAUGUCUAGCUCGUCCACCACGCCGAAGAUGGCGGGUGGCCUUUGGAAGCACCCUACGGCAACGCUGGGCGGCGGGACGCCUUCGAGCCACCUGGGUCGCACCGGUGCGCAAGGAAAUCUGUUUGGAACGCAGAUGCAGUUGAGUUCUAGUACUACAGGGACAAGUGCUACCCAUCAAUUACAACAAAGCAGAACUAAUGCUAAUGGAGCAGGUGGUCCUACUGGAGGGUCGAGUCACUCGGUAAAUGGUGGUUUGAACUCGGUAAAUGGUGGAAAUUUUUACACCACAAGUAGUUCGACCACACAACAGCGCGGGUCUGUGCGAACGCCUGCAGCAGCGGUGUCUCAAGGCACCCCUGGCGCCGGUUUCAAAUCCUCUGGAGACGCAGAUGUCGCAAGCGACAUUCUCUCCUGUUUACCGGUCUUAAACGAACACAUUGCGGACCCGCAUGAAAUACCGACCGAGAAGCACGCCCAGGAUGGCCGCCUCGAGCGGAUUUACAAAGACGGGCGACGAGAGAUCUUGUUCACGAACGGCUUGAAGAUAUGACUUUUUUUCUGUGAAAUACAACGACACAUAGAAUUACAAAUAACUUGCGUAUGCUUGAUCAGAAGAUGGGCCUGACUGUCUGAACUUUUGCCUCCGCGUAGUUGAAAACUGGAUCAAACGGUCUAGUAAAUUUCGGUUUCCAUAAAUGAAACAAAUAACGUUAACGAGCAAAUUAUGCUCAUUCUAACCUGUAAAGUCCUCUGGCCUGACAAUCGUUGCACUGUGCUGUUCACCAAUGGGGAUACCAAGCACUGUCUUUCCGAUGGGACUGUGAUCUAUCGUUACGCGGAAACAUCCGCGACUCAGACAACAUUCAGCACAGGCAUCGAAGUCUUCCAAUUCGCGUCUGGUCAGAUUGAAAGGCACUUCCCUACUGGCGAAAAGAUAUGGCAACAGGUAAUAUCAAAGAACAAGAGAUCUUCAUCUGGACUAUGAAGAUGUCUGCAACUUAUCAUUAGCACGCAUGAAAUUGAAAUUGCUUCUUUGUUUUGUAGCUUGGCGGAGGCGGGUGGCUUCCGUCCCCCGCCGGGGGCUUGGGAUAGUUUUACUGUUUUCUUUUAAGGGGUAGGGUGGAUUUUUUGCAGGUCCUUCUUUGGCUCGGGAUAGCCUCACUUUCCACCCUCCUCCCUUCCGUACUUACUCGCUCACUGCCCUCCUUGUCUAAGUCUUUUCAGUCCCUUCGCCUUGCAUCAUCUUGAAUACUACUACUGCAUCUCAUACUAAUCAUUGUGUUCCUUCUUUGUUUUGCUCGUUUUCUGCCUUUUCUAAAAACCGAAAUUCGAUUUGCGAACGGGACAACGAAGAAAAUUUUUGAGGAUGGUCACGAGGAAAUCCGGUUCCCAGAUGGCGUGCUGAAGCACGUUCCUCCGAAAAAUAAAUGA
This is a messenger RNA of Amoebophrya sp. A25, 5296 nucleotides long. NCBI's taxonomy places the organism in Eukaryota, Dinophyceae, Syndiniales, Amoebophryaceae. The record is from the annotation of a GenBank genome assembly.